GGCUUUCGGGAGGGGGCCUGUCGUCUCGCCUCCAUGUUAUUUCAUGUCCUCCCGUGCGCGCACAGUGAAGCGUUGCAGGUCGAGGUUUGACUUUGUUUGAAAGGGGCAGCGGGACGACCUCUGCGACGACGAUGGAUGGCACUCCGCGGACUCCGAGGACUCGAGCGAGGGAUUGGGUUGACAGAUUGAUCGGCUUAUCGAGGGAAUUUGCAGUCGCGGGCUCGUAGAUUGCUGAGGGAGAUUGUCGCCGAGGAUGAUUGAUCGUCUGCUGCUGUGGAGGCUGUCCCCCGGCGCUCCGUUCACUGUUGCAGCUGUUCCCGGGCUGAGUUCGAGCACGACCCUGACGCCAUCUGGUUGAAUGUCUGAAAUUGCCGUCGACGCCGAGUCAGGCUCGAAUGGCAAGCAUCGUUUGACGUUGAUGCUGUCGAUUUCAAAGAAAGGUUAAUGUCCGCCCCACCCAGCUCUUGACGAAGAUGAGUAGUGAUCGUGGAAAACCUUACGGGACAAGAGAUUAUUUGGUUGACGAUUUCUCGUCGCCCCCUACGAGAGUUGUCUGGAGUCCUCUUUUCGAGAACAGCCCUGGGAAGAAUCACUCUUCUAGAGUCCGUUCCUCUAGUCUGAAGGACCUCAACAUCUCAUCUGAUGGAGAACUACCUCCUGGUUGGAGAACUGCAGAGGAGCAGCAGAGGAAUUUACUUUUAAGGAAGUACAUUUCUCCCAGGAGUAACCAUUCUGGUAAGGGUUGUGUUACAAGCUCAGACGAAGACUGUUCUCGAAGUUGGAAGGCAGCUAAGCUAACCUACUCCGGGUUACAGUUCGUCUCGACCGAAGUGGAUCAUCAUUCACAUCGUGAAGAGCAGGCGAUGUCAGGAGGACGGAGAGAAAGCCAGGAGAGGAGGAGGUAUUCAGAAGGCAGUUACGGCCUCAGGUAUGGGUAUGAUGUCGGACCAACCUCUCGGAACUCUGACAGUGACAUCUCCGCCCGCCGAAACAAGGAGGUUUCUUCGUUGAAGUUUGUGGAUGAAGGUGAAUCAGCACGUGGAAUGAGGAGACAUAUCUCUAGAAAGACUUCGAGCUUAAUCAGUGAAGGUUCUAGAGGCAAUAAUGUAUUGGACGCACCUCAGGAAGACUGGAGUGAAGGCGAGCUUAAGAGGACGCGAAUGGAGACUACUGGCGCUGAAACGUACACUAAGCAGAGAAGAAGCAAGAUUCGGGUGUUGGAGGAAAGUGAGGACUUGAACUGCGAAAGGAAAGAUGCUGGCGUUUGUGGUGUAGGAAGUGGUGGCAUAGGACGUGGAAGAGUUGUGAAGGGGAAAGAGCUAUCUAAGCAAAGCGGAAGAGGAUAUGUGCAUCAGCGACUGGUCCAAGAACCUUACUUAGAAGCCGGGAAAGUCAUGAUUGCUGACGAUAAAGAGGACUGUAUUCAAAAGAGCAGAAAUCGGUCCGUGGCUGAUAGUUAUAUUAACGUGGAUGGGAAGGGGUCGUCGUGGAAACCGGGGAUUUUUGAAGAUGACUCGGACCGGGAUUCGCUGGCUCAUGACACCCGGCCUCCUUGUCAAAUAUCGACGGAGUCAGCACUGCAUAACAGAAAAAGCUUCAAAUGGUGUAGGUUUGAUGACCCUCUCACGGCCUCUCCCAAGAACCGUACACCUACCUCAGAACCAAACAGAGAUAGUGCCACAGAUCAGAGCUCGACAGAGCUUGGCAGUAACGCAGAUUCUCAAAGUCUGGACCGUAAUGAGAAAUUUAUAUUAAUGCAUAAAAACCCUGGCCAGCGGCUGGCCUUGCUCAAAGAACCAAGUGUCACAGGGAAAACCCUGAUUGAUCAGCUGGAAGGAAAGUCGAGGAGGAAAGUAUCGUCUGAUGACAGGUGCAAUUUUAGCCAGGGAAGUGAUGCCUCCAAAACUUGUCACAAAAGCUCGUUCUUAGAGAGCUGUACGAAGCCGAGGAAAGCAAGAUAUGAUAGUGCAACCAGCAGGGAUCAUAGCACGGUGACCACGGACAGAGAAAGGGAUAAUACCGGGGUUUCGAUGGAGGAGUUCAGCAGGAAGAAAAGGAGUCUUAGGAAGAGAAGAAGUCAAUCACCAUCAGCUGCUGUGGCUUGUGCAGCAUCUAUGAUUGGGGAUACCGUGGAUGCAGUACGCAAGGUGAGAGAAUACGCUGCUGAACUGGCCUUUAAGCUGGCAGAGCUUCAUGCUCAUGAUGCAAAAUGUCUUCGCUCGGCAGCGACGGUCAUGCGUCAUCACGUUGAUACCCUUCACACUGAAGUUCAUAGCUUCCAAGCACAUUGGGUUAGGAGAGAUAGUGUGCAGUUCCCUUGGAACUGUUUUUGGCGAGAGUUUCUGGUGGCCGCGAGUCUGGUAUCUGGGGUUUUCAGUGUACAGGCAUGCAUCAACUCAGUAAGAAGUGCUCUUGGAUCGUUGAAGCAGACAGGGAGUCGGAGAGAGAAAGUAGUCCUUGCUGCCGUCUUGCUAACUGUAGGUGCAAGAUUUGGAAGCGGUGUAUAUCAGGGCUUGGGCCAAGUGAAAUCCGUAAGAAGGGCUCGAGAUAAACAAUUACGAGAGCACUUGAAAGUCAUCAUGGAACGUACUACUUUGUUAUCUACUUUGGCUCACACCGACCCGACCAAUUCUUCCUUCGACUCAUCCACUGAGGUAGAAGAUGAUAGACAAAGUAUGUUGUAUAGUAGGUAAAGUUGAAAGCUUGCUUUCAGAUCCCCGUCCUAGGAUGUGGUUUAGUGGAAAUCUAUCUCACAGAUACGGGAAAGUCUCAAAUCAGUUCAAGUCCACUUUUGUGGCACUGUUAUAGUUAAAAAGUCUCGCAUUUACUAUCCUGAG
Messenger RNA from Marchantia polymorpha subsp. ruderalis, 2837 nucleotides. Lineage: Eukaryota; Viridiplantae; Streptophyta; Marchantiopsida; Marchantiales; Marchantiaceae. The record is from the annotation of a GenBank genome assembly.